AUGCUGUCUAGAGCCGCCAAAAGAGACAAGCUCAAGCGGCUCAGAGAGGCCCGGCGGACCGGUACCAUAGCGGCCGUCCUGGAUGAAGAAAACGAGUUCAUCUACGAUGAGGUUGACGAAGACACCUACAGACAACAUAAGAGAGAUCAGUUGAUGAACGACGACUUUAUUGUCGACGACAACGGCGAGGGCUAUGUUGACAACGGUGUGGACGAAUGGGACGACGCGACGCGGCCCAAUUACUACUCUGACGAGGAGGAAGUGGAAGAAGUGGGUACGAAGAAGAGAAAGAAGAAGCAGCAGAAGCCCGUGAAGGUGGCCAAGACGGCGCAGAUCAACAACUUCUUUGCGCCAGCAGCAGCUUCGAAGAAGGCCGAGCCUGCAAAGAACGCCGCCAUUGACGAUAUCUUGGACGACUUUGACGUGAAGCCCAAGAAGGCCAAUGUGUUUUCGCCCUUUGGCACCGCUGCACCCAAAAACAAGAAGUCCAACGCGUCUGCUUUCAGCUUCUCCACCGCUUCGCGUGACAAGAAGAAGGUCAAGAAGGAGCCCGAGCUCGAUGCCUUCGAUACUACCGUGGAUUCGGGUGAGGACUUCGAUGUGGGUGGUAAGGAAAGCACCCCUGAUACUCCGGUUGAGACCGCCGAAGAAGUCGACGUCAAGUCUUCUAACCUGGAUGCUUCCAUCAAACCUGAGCAGCCUGAUCCUGUCGACGAUGACAGCGAAGAUGAUGACAUUGUUGUGACCAGAAGACCACGCGCUUCGGCCCCUGCUAGAAACACUGGUGCAACAAUCUCCGCUGUGAAAGCUUCCAGUCUUCUUUCGUCCUCUCCAUCUAGAGCUUACUCGGCCAUCUCGCAUACCGAAAAGCUAGACGAGGACACUGUCAGUGAAGACGACUCAUUCAAGAUGUUCUGGUUGGACUACGCCGAAGCCGACAGCUCCCUUCUCCUUUUCGGUAAGGUACUCACGAAGGACAACAAGUUGGUCUCUGGUGUCGUCCAGGUCAAUGACUUGUGCAGAGAACUUUACAUCUUGCCUAGAAAGUACCGCCUUAUCGAUGGUCAGGAAACUACGCAGCCAGUCAGUGCUAUGGAUGUGCACGAGGAGAUCUCUCCUAUUCUCAUGGAAAACUACGGUCUUGAAAGUCUCAGAGCUAAGCCAGAACGCAUGAAGUACGCGUUUGAGCUUCCGGGCGUCCCCAAAGAGGCAGAGCACUUGGUUAUGCCCUCAGAAUUGGAAGGUGAGACUUUCUCCAGGAUUUUUGGUACCAACACCAACAUUUUUGAAUCUUUUGUCAUGCAGAGAAAUAUCAUGGGUCCCUGUUGGUUGGAAAUCAAGAAAGGUGAUUUCAGCGCUAUCCAAAACGCGUCUCACUGUCAAGUUGAAGCUGCCGUUUCAUCCCCCUCCUGUGUCACACCAAUUGUUAAUUCGAACAUGCCGCCUCCUAAUUUGACCAUUACGUCUAUCUCUGUUCAGACUCUCAUGAACCCCAAGUUGAACAAACAGGAAGUCGCGUGUGUCACUUUGGCUACUUAUAGAAACAUGCCUCAAGAUGCUCCUAUUGAUGAGAACAUUCAACCCGAUGAUCUUGUUACUUUGGUACGUCCAAUUGGGGCCGUUGGUUUCCCACCAGGUUUGCAGCAGCAAGCCCAAAAACAAAAGAUGAAUCUCAAGACCUUGCCUAACGAGGCAUCUAUGUUGGGAUGUUUGGCUGCACUUGUUAAAAAUGCAGACCCAGAUGUAUUUAUUGGACACAGAUUGGAGAAUAUCUCUUUGGACGUGUUGGUCCACAGAAUGCACGAUUUGAGAGUCGGAACCUGGUCCGCAAUGGGAAGAAGAAACAGAAAGUCUUGGCCUGACAAAUUUGGCAAGGGUAAUGGCUUCAACAACAAUCUUCUCAUUCGUGAAAUCUUCCAAGGUCGUCUUUUGUGUGAUAUCGCCAACGAGUUGGGUCAGUCGUUGACCACCAAGUGUCAAUCGUGGGACUUGCCUGAGAUGUACAGUGUUGUUUGUCAGAAGACCUACAAUGCCGUCGAGCUCAACUUCCAGAACCCUCGAUACGCUGAAGAUGCUGCAUUCUUGAUGAUGUCGCUCAAAGAGAACAUUACUCAAGUACUGAUCACUGCCAAGAUCGCAUUUGCUCUCCAGAUCUUGUCGCUUUCCAAGCAAUUGACCAAUUUGGCCGGUAAUGCUUGGUCUCAUACCCUUAGUGGUACAAGAGCUGGUAGAAACGAGUACAUUUUGUUGCAUGAGUUCAAGAGAAAUAACUACAUUGUGCCUGACAAGGAAGACAAGUACCACAAGAACACCAGCCAUCAGCAAGAAGCGAAGCUUGAAGCGAAUGAAGAUGAUGCAACAACAGUGACACUGAACAAGAAGCCCAAGUUCCAGGGUGGUUUAGUUUUCGAACCUGAGAAGGGUCUCCACAAGAACUACAUUUUGGUCAUGGACUUCAACUCUUUGUAUCCAAGUAUCAUCCAGGAGUUCAACAUUUGUUUCACUACUGUCGAGCGUGAUGCCUACAAUAUCACGCACGAUGAAGAGAGAGACUUGCCUAGCAUACCUGAGCGUGACUCUGAAGCCGGUGUCUUGCCGAGAUUGUUGAAUGCAUUGGUCUCGAGACGUCGUGAAGUUAAGAAGCUUUUGAAGAACCCUAAAAAUACCGUUCAUGAGCGUGCUCAAUACGAUAUUAAGCAGCAAGCAUUGAAGUUGACUGCCAACUCUAUGUAUGGUUGUUUGGGUUAUGUCAACUCCAGAUUCUAUGCUAAACCUUUGGCUAUGUUGGUUACCAACAAAGGUAGAGAGAUUUUAAUGGACACCAGACAAUUGGCUGAACUGAUUGGUUUGAGAGUUGUCUACGGUGAUACUGACUCUGUCAUGAUUGACACUGGUGUUAAUACAUUGCAAGAGGCUCUCAAGAUUGGUGAUGAGUUCAAGGUUCAGGUGAACGACAGAUACAAGCUUUUGGAGAUUGACACGGAUAACGUUUUCAAGAGGUUGUUGUUGCACGCUAAGAAAAAGUACGCUGCUAUGAAUGUGAGCUUGGACAGGAAGACCGGCAAGGAGGUUUCUGCAUUGGAAGUUAAGGGUCUCGAUAUGAGACGUCGUGAGUACUGUCCAUUGUCGAAAGAGAUUUCCACAUUUGUCUUGCAGAAGCUCUUGUCUGACAUGGACCCAGAAGAAGCUCUUACAACUGUCUACAACUAUUUGGAGGAGAUGAAGGGCAAGAUCAGCAAUAACGAAGUCAGCAUCGACAAGUAUCUGAUCAACACCCGUCUUUCGAAAGAUCCCUCGAACUAUCCUAAUGGAAAGACCAUGCCCCCUGUCCAGGUCGCCUUGCGUCUUAGAAAGCUGGGUAAGGUCAUCAAGGCAGGUAGCGUGAUCACGUACGUUGUCACCGCUCCUCAGAACGAUGAGGACAACUCUAACCCUGCUGAGAGGUCGAGGGCCAUGCAAGAGGUGUUGGCCAAUAAGUCACUGUUCAAGCCCGAUAGUGACUUCUACCUCGAGAAGCAGAUUUACGCUCCGGUCGAAAGACUUGUGAACCGUAUUGACGGUAUUGACAUGAUGCGUGUUGCAACCUCGCUUGGCAUUGACACCCGGAAGUAUGUGAUGAGGCUCAGAAACAGCGAAGAGGGAGGUAAUGAUAUCGCUCCUCUCGAGUCCAACAUCACCGACAUUGAGAGAUUCAGACAGUCCAGCUACCUCGUGCUUAACUGCAGAUGCGGUGCCAACUUCAGAUUCGGUGGUAUCCAGCCCUCCAAGGACUACCUGAUCACGUUCAAUGGUGUCUGCUGCUCGAAGUGUAACUACGUCUUCCCCACAUUGAAGUUGACCUCGCAGCUCGAGAGCACCAUCAGAAAGCACCUUGCCUUGUACUACGCCGGCUGGGUGAUCUGCGACGACUCAGCUUGCGGGAUCAAGACGAGGCAAAUUUCGGUGUAUGGUAAGAGGUGUAUUGGCAGUUCCGGUAAAGCACACGGCUGCAAGGGAGUCAUGCGGUACAACUACACCGACAAGGCGCUCUACAACCAGCUCUUGUACUUUGACGCAAUCUUUGAUGUUGUCAAGGCCAAGGAGAAGAAGUUGAGACCCAUCAUCUACGACCAGGACAUGGUGGCACCGGAGUUGAGCACGGGUCAGUUGAACGCUCUUGCGGAGCAGAACAGAGCAAUGUUUGAGCAUUGCAGAGAGGUGGUCAACAAGUACUUGGCCGACUGUGGUCGCCGGUACGUGAACAUGAGGAGCAUUUUCGAGUUCAUGGUCUAA
Molecule: messenger RNA, 4272 nt
Organism: Candidozyma pseudohaemuli
Lineage: Eukaryota; Fungi; Ascomycota; Pichiomycetes; Serinales; Metschnikowiaceae
Gene: POL1
Product: DNA-directed DNA polymerase alpha catalytic subunit
Exons: 2
Coding region: 1-4272 (1423 amino acids)
Biological process (GO): mitotic DNA replication initiation; DNA replication; lagging strand elongation
Cellular component (GO): alpha DNA polymerase:primase complex
Molecular function (GO): pyrimidine nucleotide binding; purine nucleotide binding; DNA replication origin binding
Source: RefSeq, a predicted model, not a curated record